AUGAACGAAACUGAAAUUAAACUUGCUGAAAAGAAACUACAUGACAUGUCUAUUGAAGAACAAAAGGAUAUGUAUGGUAACGAGGAUACUAUGAAUAAAUAUUUUGUUAAUUUAGCUGGUAGAAUUAGAAAUUCUGUCUCUGGUGGUUACUUACUACCAAAGGAAGAUGACAAGUCAGGUAAGGCUUAA
Maudiozyma saulgeensis is the source of this 189-nucleotide messenger RNA. The record is from the annotation of a GenBank genome assembly. NCBI's taxonomy places the organism in Eukaryota, Fungi, Ascomycota, Saccharomycetes, Saccharomycetales, Saccharomycetaceae.